AACAAAAAGAAGGCAAGGGAUAAGUAACAAAAGGAAACAUAACCAUUGUAGAUGUUUCUUCCUCUUGCAAAUCAGUCUGAGUCAUUCCCUAUGGUGGUCCAUGCCUUUUUGUGAAGAAGGCCGCCCAACGCUAAUUCUCAACCGCUGACUGCUGUAUUCUUUUUAACAUGCUAGUUGGCAUCAGUCAGGAAUACUGCCUGCUUUGUUUAAUGACUGGUUUUCAAUCUCGACAGUCUUGAGUGAUUAGGCAGAUCGCUAUGAACAAAGUUUGGCUUCUGGUUUUUGUGCUUUUCAACAGUGAGUUUUUUCCAUUCGGCAGCAGCCUGAAUGUUACCACCAGACCCGAUGUUGUGAACAUUGGAGCAAUCUUUUCCUUCAACUCUACCGUUGGUAAAGUUGCAAGAGUGGCCAUAGAAGCUGCUUUGGAAGAUGUGAAUUCUGAACCAGCUGUCCUCAAUGGAACUAAACUGAAGCUCACAAUGCAGGACACAAACUAUAGUGGGUUUCUGGGCAUCGUUGAAGCAUUAAAGUUAGUGCAAAAUGAAAUCGUGGCGAUAAUUGGCCCACAGUUUUCGGUGACGGCUCAUCUUGUUUCUCACAUCGCAAAUGAGCUCCAUGUCCCUCUAGUAUCAUACGCUGCAACAGACCCCGCCCUGUCUUCACUUCAAUACCCGUUCUUUGUCAGGACAACGCAGAGUGAUCUCUUUCAAAUGGCUGCAAUAGCAGAUAUCAUAGAGUACUAUGAAUGGAGAAAUGUCAUAGCUGUCUUUGUUGAUGACGACCACGGGAGAAAUGGAAUCUCUGUGCUCGGAGAUAAACUGGAAGAGAGCCGUGCUAAGAUCUCAUACAAAGCACCCAUGAGGCCUGGUGCGACUCGGAAUGAAAUCACCAACGUACUAGUUAAAGUGGAUUUAAUGGACUCUAGGAUUUUUGUUCUUCACACUUACGCUGACUGGGGACUGGAAGUGCUUGAUGUGGCAGAGACUCUUGGCAUGCUGGGAUCAGGCUAUGUGUGGAUAGUUACUGAUUGGCUUUCCACAGUCCUGGAUACCUACUCUCCUGUUUCUUCAAAUGUUAUAGCUAACGUUCAAGGAGUCGUUACAUUGCGCAUGCACACUUCGGAUUCAAAACAGAAAACAAAUCUUGUCACUGGUUGGAGCAACUUGACUAGUAGAAAGGCAAGCAAUGGCCCUUUUGGGUUGAGCACUUACGGUCUUUAUGCCUAUGACACCGUUUGGCUGUUGGCUCAUGCAAUAGAUAAGUUCUUCAAUCAGGGAGGAAAUAUCUCGUUUUCAAAGGAUUCUAGGUUGACCCAACUAGGACUAGGAGGAGGAAAAUUGCCUUUUGAUGUCUUGAGCAUCUUUAAUGGAGGUGAGUUGUUGCUCAAGAGCAUUUCAGAGGUUAACAUGAUAGGGGUGACAGGCCCGAUCAAGUUUACUUCAGAUGGUUACCUCAUUCAUCCUGCAUAUCAAGUAAUCAAUGUUGUGGGAAAUGGGUAUAGGAGGAUCGGAUAUUGGUCCAAUUAUUCAGGUUUAUCUAUUGUGCCUCCAGAAAUACUUUACAGGAAGCCACCUAAUCGUUCCAGGUCGACACAACAACUAUAUGACGUAAUCUGGCCUGGCCAAACAACACAGAAGCCACGCGGAUGGGUUUUCCCGAACAAUGGAAGGGAAUUGAGAAUUGGGGUUCCUAACCGAGUGGUUUAUCGUGAGUUUGUGUCAUUAGUACAAGGUCCAGACACCUUUGGUGGCUACUGCAUCGAUGUGUUCACCGCAGCUUUGAACUUCUUGCCAUAUGCUGUUCCAUAUAAGUUGAUUCCAUUUGGAGAUGGUCAUAACAACCCCAAAGUCAGUGACCUAGUCAGCCUGGUUGCAGCUGGUGUCUAUGAUGCUGCAGUGGGCGACCUUGCCAUCACUACAAAUCGAACAAGGAUGGUAGAUUUUACACAGCCAUACAUUGAAUCUGGAUUAGUCGUUGUAGCACCAGUCAGGAAGCGAAACUCAAAUGAAUGGGCCUUUCUGAGACCUUUCACUCCAAUGAUGUGGUGCGUUACAGGAAUCCUUUUCCUUGUUGUGGGAGUGGUUGUUUGGAUUUUGGAACAUAGGAUAAAUGAUGAUUUCCGGGGUCCUCCCAAGAGACAGAUCGUUACUAUCCUAUGGUGAGUGCCUCAAUUCACGAUACUAAUCAUUUUAUGAGAAUAUUUCUCACUCUUAAGAUCAGUCAUUUAUAUGGAGUUAUCUUCCUAGGAAUGCAUGCGAAUCUUUGCCCUUAGUGUAUUA
Messenger RNA from Theobroma umbraticum, 2279 nucleotides. Its product is annotated as glutamate receptor 3.1-like. Gene Ontology annotation, cellular component: membrane. The record is from RefSeq and is a predicted model, not a curated record. Gene Ontology annotation, molecular function: ligand-gated monoatomic ion channel activity. NCBI's taxonomy places the organism in Eukaryota, Viridiplantae, Streptophyta, Magnoliopsida, Malvales, Malvaceae.